ACCACGCUCCUUCGUUGUUUUGUAACAGUCCCCACAGCGGCUUAGGAGGAAUCUUCGGUGUGGUUCUGUUCUAUGUAUCAUGUCCUUUUUACGGUUCUGUGUGUCAGCCAGCAGACGGGUCGGGUCUCGAACCCAGGCUGCGGGCUUGGCGUUUCCAGGCUCUGCACGGUCAUCCAGCGGAGCCCCGAAGGACCAGGAGCCGCUGAAGAAGGCCAAAACCCCGCAGGGUCGCUUCGACGCUCCGGAGAAGAGCGCAGAUGUUCUCGAAAAGUAUCCUGAUGACGUAAACCCUGUAACCAAGGAGAAAGGUGGCCCUCGGGGUCCGGAGCCCACCAGAUACGGGGACUGGGAGAGGAAGGGCCGCUGUGUGGACUUCUAGGGAAGUCUUCCAGUUUCUCCACCUCUGUCAGAGGAACCUUGGAAGAGACUGAGACUGUGUGGCCGUGUAUAUAUGUGAAUAUAUGUGUGUAUUCAGAACAAUAUGCUCACCUGAUUAACUUGAUGUCCCACUUGUGUAACUAAAGGAUGAUUCAGUCUGAUCUUAA
Messenger RNA from Poeciliopsis prolifica (blackstripe livebearer), 545 nucleotides. It is a transcript of the gene sdhaf4, whose product is annotated as succinate dehydrogenase complex assembly factor 4. NCBI's taxonomy places the organism in Eukaryota, Metazoa, Chordata, Actinopteri, Cyprinodontiformes, Poeciliidae. Gene Ontology annotation, biological process: mitochondrial respiratory chain complex II assembly. The transcript has 3 exons. The record is from RefSeq and is a predicted model, not a curated record. Gene Ontology annotation, cellular component: mitochondrion. Bases 80 to 379 code for a protein of 99 amino acids.